CAGGUGUGGAAGACACUCGAGCACAACUGCCCCGUACUAGCACCGCUAUACACACCGCUCCCCAAGAACGUUAAGCUGAUAUACGAUGGCGAAACUAUCGAUUUGUCACUUCCCUCCGAAGAGGUUGCUGGCUUCUACGCUGCCAUGAUUAAG
Messenger RNA from Sphaeroforma arctica JP610, 153 nucleotides. RefSeq names its product eukaryotic DNA topoisomerase I, DNA binding. Gene Ontology annotation, biological process: chromosome segregation; DNA replication; DNA topological change. Lineage: Eukaryota; Ichthyosporea; Ichthyophonida. Gene Ontology annotation, cellular component: chromosome; nucleolus. The transcript has a single exon. Gene Ontology annotation, molecular function: DNA binding; DNA topoisomerase type I (single strand cut, ATP-independent) activity. The annotation marks the transcript as partial. The record is from RefSeq and is a predicted model, not a curated record.